AUGCGUAAGUCAAACUCAACUUUCUAUUUGAUAUUUAAAAAAAACGUUUCUUUUCCAGGCGCUGCACUUGAAACCACAUGGAUAUGGUCAACAAGGGAAAGAAGUGAGUUAUUCACUCUCAAGAGACAAACUGCUCUAUUUGAGAAACAUGCGCUUCUAUCAGUUAUUAGGAAAACAGUGGUUUUCUAGAAAUCUUCGGUUCAUACUUUGAAGAAAAUUGAACAUUGAACGCUGCUAAGUUUCUCUAGGGCGUUCCUUGUGAAGUCCUAGAACGGAGCUGAUUUCUUCUAAGUUCCUUUUUCCAGAUGAGCUGAAAUAUUAUCAGCCAUGUCUUUUUUAUUCAUCCAUUUCCAAUCGAUUCCAAUUUUUGGUCGAUUUCGAGCACUUUGUUAUUUUUAGAUGGAAUAAGUUAUAGGAUGCGGCCAAAUACUGAAAAGGUUGAAUUGGAGUGAAAAAUACAACUUGGUUCGAACUUUUCUAAUGAAAAUUAGAACAUGGCCCAUGAUCGCAAUUUUUCUCAGGUUUUUCAGCAGCGGUCAGAGAUUAUUAGCAAUUCACAGAAAUCUGAAUUUUUCACAACAGCGCAUUCUAUAUAUAAGAGGCUUUCAUUUUCAUUAUUUUUAUUUAGAAACAAAUAUUUUCAAAUUCUUCCCGAAAACUGUACAUGUUCAAAAAAUAAUCAAAUUUUGAUAAUAACCAAAAAAAAAAUACAAAUUUUUCAAAUGUAUAUUAUUUUUGCAAAAAUAGUUUUUUCUCUUUCUCAAAAGCUUCCACAUCAAAAAAAUUCCAGUCAAAAGCUUCCAAAUAAAAGACUAUUUAAAUCAUUAAUUAAAAAGAGGGUAGAAAAAAUGUAAAUUUUUCAGGAAAUCCCAAAAAAUGCACAUUUUGGAAGAAAUAAUCGACGUGAAAAUGUAAAUUUUUUGAGGAUUUCCUAAAAAUGUACAUUUUUUGACAAAAAAAAAGAUGAGGGGUCACGAGAAAACAAAUAUUCCCUUUCCGUUUCUUAUGAAACUGUUUCUGGGAAAUGAAUGUUUUCAUUGAGCGUGAUGCCCUACAUUUUUAUCUACACGCGAAUCAGUUCGGACUCUCUCGAUUAUUUCAUUUCUGCUUCUCAAAAUACCAAUAAAAAGCAGACUUUUUCCAUGUCUGCAAUUUGACGUGAAAAUAAAAAAUAAAAAUGUAAAUUUUAAAGAGAACCCUGAAAAAUGCACAUUUUUUUGGAAAAAUUUUUCACGCAAAAUGUCAAUUUUUCGGGGAUUUCCUAAAAAUGUACAUUUUUUCUAGAUGUUUUCAUGAAACAUUUAUUUUAAAAAUGUACAUUUUUCGGGGUUUCCUGGAAAGUUUACAUUUUAUUUUGUUGUUAAAUCUCUUUGUUCCCCAACAUCAAGUUUAUAAAUCCUCCUUAUUAAAAACAUUUGAACUUAAUACAAAAUAAAAACAUUGAAGCAAGUGAGAAAAUUGGAUUUGAAAUUUUUUAAUGAUUUUUUUUUAUAUUUGUUCGAAUUUUUGUACAUAAUUUUAGAAUGUACGUUUAUUUUGUAGAUUUUAAAUGCUCGAUGACAAUUGUACAAGGAUUAAACUAUUUUCAAAAAAUUUGAUGAAGUUAUCCGAAUAAUGAAAAUUAAAGCCUCUUAUAUUCAUCUUACAACCAGCAUAGAAAUAUAAAAUAAGAAAUUUACUUUUUCUUAAUGUGAAAUCACAUUUUUCAUAAAGCCAGAUUUCAAAUUUAAUAAAAACAUUCUUACAGGUCAAAAAACAAUGGCGCUGAUGAACCGGGGAACUCGUCACGCGGAAACCUCAUGUGAGUUUUUUUCUAAAAUAAUUUUUCAACAAUAAAAAUUGCUUUUUGAAAUCAAAAUAAAAAUUUAAGAUAAUUCCCAUACCAAAAACCUUCUUCGGUAAUAAACACCUGGGUUUUUUCUAACAAAAAUCCUAGCUUCAUUUCUGAAUCUCAAAAUGUAAAGAAAAAAAAAAACAAAAACAGACGACAAUAAAUUUCUAACAAAAAGUGCUCAUUUCAUCGUCGAAAAAACAGUUUCCUAUGAAUUUCAUCGUAAUUUCUCAUACAAUUUCAAAACCAAUAAACUUUUAAUUUUUAAUUUGAAAAAAAAACAUUUGACUCCAAAUUUAAGAUUAAUUUAAAAUAAUUCGCAAUUCAUUUCAAGUGUUGAAUUCAAACACUAUUUUAAAAUAUAAUUCAAAUUUUUAAAAAUCUCUAAAUUUUUUAAUUCAAAAAUUGUAAGUUGCCAAUGUUUUUUGAACUCAAAAAAAUAAAUUUGGCGGUUUUUCGAAAAAAUUCAAGUUUCAAGUUCAAGAAAAAUUGAAAAUUUUACGGCCAAGCUUAGAAAAUCAGAAAAAUGAAAAAUAAUGAUAUUAAUGAGAAUUUUAGUUGUAACAUUCAGAAUAAGCAUCGAUUUAUGAUCCAGUUUAGAAGUUGAAAAACUACUCAAAUCCGAAAUUGAAUGAUAUUUCUUUCUGUCCUCGCUUUUUUGCCAAAUUGUUUUUCCAAUAAUAUACACUUUCAGAGACAAACAAUUAUUAUUGACCUAAACUCCAAAUUAUCAAAAAAUUUCGAUGAAAUUAUCAUUUUCUCAUAUCAAUCAUAAUUCAACAAUUUUCAGAUGUCGACAUCAACAAGGACAUCGACAAUCGGAAAUUCAACUUAUUGGUAAUAUUACUUUUUAUUGUUUUAUUUUCAAUAAAUAUUGGGAAAUCGCUAUCGUUGAUAAUUUGUUUUCGCCUUUCAUCCGCUUGCUUGAACUGUGAGGGAAUUAGCCUUUUAGUCUUAGUAUGGGCCUUCUGGCCAGACUUUGAUCACGCUUAG
This is a messenger RNA of Caenorhabditis angaria, 2824 nucleotides long. The record is from the annotation of a GenBank genome assembly. Lineage: Eukaryota; Metazoa; Nematoda; Chromadorea; Rhabditida; Rhabditidae.